Molecule: messenger RNA, 3298 nt
Organism: Pseudophryne corroboree (corroboree frog)
Lineage: Eukaryota; Metazoa; Chordata; Amphibia; Anura; Myobatrachidae
Gene: ENOX1
Product: ecto-NOX disulfide-thiol exchanger 1
Exons: 18
Coding region: 443-2377 (644 amino acids)
Biological process (GO): ultradian rhythm
Cellular component (GO): external side of plasma membrane; plasma membrane
Molecular function (GO): NADH dehydrogenase activity; protein disulfide isomerase activity; RNA binding
Source: RefSeq, a predicted model, not a curated record
UGCUAUUGUUUAUGAGUGGCUCUUGAUCGUGCUUCCCUCAGCCGGCACAUCUCUCUCUUCCUGGCUCUGUUGUCUCAGUCACUGCCUGGCUGCUCCCCGGCUCCCCGCCACGGGGCGUCAGUCUGCAGCAGCAGCAUCUCCGGAUCUCAGGGCUCGCUCCUUUCUCCAGGCACCGACAGGGGAGAAGAGGAGGAGGGCACAGGACUGGCACAAAGGUUUUAUGUUGCAUGUGAAGAAACUGAACAACGAUUGGCUGCUGAAAGCAAUUCACUCUUAGAAAGCUGGAUUUGAAUAUUUGGAUUCCUUGGAAACGUUAGCAUUUCAGCAGCACUUGAGCUUCCUCGACUUCAUUUCAACACUGAAGAAAAGAAUUUAACUUCUAAGUAUUUACAAAGAACUGAACAAGUUGAUUGUGGAUUCCUUAAUUAACAACAAGACUUUCAUGUCUCAAAGUGAUAACGAUGCACUAAGAGCUGUAUCCAUAGUUGAAAGCACUGAGCAGCUGCAAAUAGACCCUGCAAAAACAAUGGCUACAGCUGAUGCUGUGGGAAGUAUUGCUAUAGACGCCACACAUCUCACCAUGUCAGUGACAGACCCAACGGCUUGGGCCACCGCCAUGAACAAUCUUGGGAUGGUCCCUGUAGGACUUGCUGGCCAGCAGCUGGUUUCAGAUUCAAUCUGUGUACCUGGGUUUGAUCCAAGCCUAAGUAUGUUGACUGGCAUAACUCCAAUCAAUCCUAUGAUGGCUGGAAUGGGCCUAUUACCACCUCCACUUAUUGUGAAAGAAAUCAUCCACUGUAAAAGCUGCACCCUCUUUCCUCCUAAUCCCAACUUGCCUCCACCUUCUACAAGAGAGCGGCCUCCAGGCUGUAAAACUGUAUUUGUUGGAGGAUUACCCGAAAAUGCCACAGAGGAGAUUAUUCAAGAGCUCUUCGAGCAAUGCGGAGAUAUUACAGCAAUACGCAAAAGCAAGAAGAAUUUCUGUCACAUUCGAUUUGCAGAAGAAUUCAUGGUUGAUAAAGCCAUUUACCUAUCUGGUUAUCGAAUGAGGUUAGGAUCCAGUACAGAUAAAAAGGACUCUGGUCGUCUGCAUGUAGAUUUUGCUCAAGCAAGAGAUGAUUUUUAUGAAUGGGAAUGCAAGCAAAGAAUGCUUGCAAGGGAAGAACGCCAUCGUCGCAAGCUAGAAGUUGACCAGCUACGGCCUCCGUCCCCACCAGCAAUCAUGCAUUAUUCUGAACAUGAAGCCACGGUACUCGCCGAAAAGCUAAAAGAUGACAACAAAUUCUCAGAGGCUAUCACUGUUCUUGUAACCUGGUUAGAGAGAGGAGAGGUGAAUCGAAGGUCUGCAAACCAGUUCUACUCCAUGGUACAGUCCGCGAACAGUCAUAUUCGACGCCUGAUGAAUGAGAAGGCAACACAUGAAGAGACGCUGGAACAGGCCAAGGAGAUUUACAAAACAGAACUCUUUGGGAUUCUCACUCAAUUUGAGCAGAUUGUGGCCGUUUUCAACGCUUCCACCAGACAAAAAGCAUGGGACCAUUUCUCGAAAGCUCAGCGCAAGAAUAUUGACAUUUGGCGGAAGCAUUGUGAGGAGCUCCGGAACGCACAUAGUGAACAGCUAAUGGGUAUCCGACGAGAGGAGGAGAUGGAGAUGUCGGACGAUGACAGCAGCGAUGUCCCUAGUAAAAAAGCCAGAGUGGAUGAUUCAGCUCUAGCUGCCCAAGCUUAUGCACUGAAGGAAGAGAAUGACAGCUUGCGGUGGCAGUUGGAUGCUUACAGGAAUGAAGUAGAACUUCUGAAACAAGACAAAGGACAUCAUGCAAGAACAGAGGAAAGCAUAACCAAGGACCAGCAGUUACAAUUCUUACAGCAAGCAAUGCAGAAUAUGCAACAACAAUUAGUGGCAAUGCAAGAGGAGCUAAACAACAAGAAGAGUGAACUAGAGAAAGCCAAGGAAGAACAAACACAUGCACUUGCUCUGAUGAAUGUUCUCAAAGAACAGCUUAAAAGCGCCAAAGAGGGUGCAGAUUGCAACACCCAUGACUACCUCACCAAAGAAAGCAGUACAGUCAGUGUUGCUGUGUUUAACCAUGAUAAAGAGAAGGACGCAGAGAAACAAAGACAGACUCUGAAAUCAGAGAAAGAAGCUUUGCUUAUAGGUAUUAUAUCAACAUUUCUAAAUGUCCAUCCGUUUGGCGCUAAUAUAGAAUACUUGUGGUCUUAUCUUCAGCAGCUGGAUUCAAGGAUAUCAGCAAAUGAAAUUGAAUCUUUACUGAUGAGGCUACCUCGAAUGUUCAAACAAGAAUUCACUGGUGUAGGAGCAACACUGGAAAAGAGGUGGAAAUUCUGUGCAUUUGAAGGAAUAAAAACAGCUUGACUGCGGCUGGUGCUAGAGACAUUUAGCUGAAAUGCUGUAGCAUGACAGAUGUAUGAAGUAUUCCAUAGGCAAUGGACAUUUCGCAAGACCGAUGAAUUUGAUCUUUAGUUACAUCCGUGAUGUGCUCUUGUGAGUGAAGAUGUUAUUGUGCGCCAGUCCCUCUGCUUUUGUUUCAGAAAUGCAAAUUUAAUUUGAAUCUAGGUCGCUCUGAAAAUGUUUAGUUAUCCAUAAAUUGUACCAUAGAAAAAAAGAAUUAGAAGGACAAACAACUACUGAAAAUUACCCUAUACAGUAGGUAGCAGACCUAUUAGACCGUAAGUACUCCUACUGAAGCUCUGUGAUUGGAAGCUGGUGCAGUUUGGAAUGUGGGUCGGACAAUAUCACAAUGAGAUUUUCCGUUUUAAUGUUCUAUUGCGUGAUAACCGUAUCCCAACAACAGUUAAAAUACAGGUUGUCUACCUCUGACCUACAGAGAAAAUACUUGAAGUCAAUAGUACUGAGAUAUAUCCAGUCGUAUUUAAUAUUGUUACCCUUUAAUGUGUCCUUAUAUCUUAGCCUCUUUCUUAUCGGUGAGGUGUGGAAAUCUGUCAAAAAUAGGAGACAUUCUUUGUGGCAGAUAUAUGGCAUAGUAGUGCAAGUUAAAUAUAUUGCUAAAGAAAUCUGCAUUACUUCUUAAUUUUUCUAAUUAUUUAAAACAGAAGAUUUUUUUUGUCUUGCCAGGAGAGAUUACGCAAUGUAGACGUGCUCCAUAAAAGGGAUUCUAAAUUAUUAUUUUUCUAAUAUAAACCAUAGUCCAGAGUAUCACAUCAUAUAAUGUAAAUGUAUCUUCCUGAUGUAAAUAUUGGAUAAAAUAUUGUUGUUUUUCUGUAUUGGUAUGUAAUAUAUUCAGAUACUGUAUGCAUCAGAAUAAAUAUUCAGUUU